UCAGAGUUGAAAAAGUCACUGCACGCGAUCUUCUCGCAGUUUGGCUCCAUUGUGGACAUCCACGCAAAGAAGACGCUAAAGAUGCGCGGCCAGGCGUUUGUCAUCUUCAAGGACAUUUCCAGCGCCAACAAUGCCAUCCGGUCGAUGCAGGGCUUUCCCUUCUACGACAAGCCCAUGACAAUUCAAUUUGCCAAGGCCGACUCUGAUGCCAUCUCAAAGAUGAAGGGCACCUACACAGAACGGCCAAAGUUGCCUCGCAGCGAUGAGCCAAAGAAGAAGAAGAAGGAAAAACGACCCAACCCCAGCAACAACGGUGGCCUCAAUGCUGCCGGUAUUCCACACUCUGCUUUAGUGGAGCAGCCGCCUCAUCACAUUCUCUUCCUUACCAACCUACCGCCGGAGACGAAUGAUCAGAUGGUCCAGGUUCUCUUUGCACAGUUUCACGGUUUCAAGGAGGUACGUCUCGUUCCCGGUCGACAUGAUAUUGCUUUUGUUGAGUUCGACACCGAGUACCACUCGGCGGCGGCAAAGGAUGCUCUACAAGGCUUCAAGGUAUCUCCGACUCAUGCUAUGAAGAUUACCUUUGCAAAGAAGUAA
Molecule: messenger RNA, 597 nt
Organism: Rhagoletis zephyria (snowberry fruit fly)
Lineage: Eukaryota; Metazoa; Arthropoda; Insecta; Diptera; Tephritidae
Source: RefSeq, a predicted model, not a curated record